CGACACUCAAUUUUCAACGAACGCAAACGUCGGUCGUCCAGUUGGAAAUCAACCAGCAGCCGGAAAACUCCAGUGGUUAGCAGCAUGUCUCUCAGCGCGGAAACAGUCCAAACGACGCCCUACGAGGGCCAAAAGCCAGGCACCAGUGGAUUGCGCAAAAAGGUGAAGGUUUUCGUUCAGCCCAACUACACGGAAAACUUUGUGCAAGCCACUUUAUCCGCCAAUGGUGCUGCCCUCACUGGCUCCACCCUGGUCGUGGGUGGCGAUGGGCGCUACUACUGCAAGGAGGCUGCUGAGCUAAUUGUUCGCAUAGCAGCUGCCAACGGCGUGUCCAAGUUGCUGGUGGGCCAAAACGGCAUUCUCUCUACUCCGGCGGUGUCCAGCCUGAUCCGUCACAACAAGGCCUUGGGUGGCAUUGUGUUGACCGCUUCCCACAAUCCGGGCGGCCCUGAGAACGAUUUCGGCAUUAAGUUCAACUGCGAGAACGGUGGACCAGCCCCGGAUGCCUUCACCAACAGCAUCCACAAGCUGACAACGGAGAUCAAGGAGUACAAGCUGGUGCGCGGCCUGCAGAUCGACAUCUCCAAGGUGGGCGUGAGCACCUUUGACAUUGCCGGGAAGCCUUUCACCGUGAACGUCAUCGAUUCGGUGGCCGACUAUCUGCGACUCAUGGAGGAGAUCUUUGACAUGGCCAAGCUCAAGGAGUUUGUCAGUGGCAAGGUCACGGGCAAGCCUCUGAAGAUGAGGAUCGAUGCGAUGAACGGUGUCACCGGCCCCUAUGUGAAUGAGAUCUUCCUGAAGAGCCUGGGUGCCAGCGAGUCCUGCGUGGUGCACACCACUCCACUGCCAGACUUUGGUGGACUGCACCCCGAUCCAAAUCUGACUUACGCCAAGGAUCUGGUGGACACAGUCGCCCAGGGGGACUACGACAUUGGAGCCGCCUUCGACGGAGAUGGCGAUCGCAACAUGAUCAUCGGCCAGAAGGCCUUCUUCGUGACACCCAGCGACUCUCUGGCCGUGAUCGCCCAUUACCUGGAGGCCAUUCCGUACUUCAAGAGGAACGGCGUUCAGGGAUUCGCUCGCAGCAUGCCCACCGCUUCGGCUGUGGACCUCGUGGGCAAGAAGCUUGGCAAGGAAGUGUUCGAGGUGCCCACUGGCUGGAAGUACUUUGGCAAUCUCAUGGAUGCCGGACGGCUCUGUCUGUGCGGCGAGGAGAGCUUCGGCACCGGCUCCAAUCACAUCCGUGAAAAGGAUGGCAUCUGGGCGGUCCUGGCCUGGAUCUCGGUGAUGCAGCACACGGGCAAGGGCAUCGAGGACAUCCUCAAGCAGCACUGGUCCAUCUACGGCCGCAACUACUUCACCCGCUACGACUACGAGGAGUGCGCCUCCGAUCCCUGCAACGAGAUGAUGGACACCAUGGAGAAGACCAUCACGGCGGCAGGCUUUGUGGGCAAGAGCUUCUCCAGCGGCGGCAAGACCUACAGGGUGAAGGAGGCGGACAACUUCAGCUACACGGAUCCCGUGGACAAGUCGGUGGCCACCAAGCAGGGUCUGCGCAUUGUCUUCGAGGACGGCAGCCGCAUCGUGGUGCGUCUCAGUGGCACAGGCAGCUCCGGAGCCACAGUGCGCUUGUACAUUGAUUCGUAUGAGAAGGAGAACGUCCUGGGGCAGGCCAGCGUUAUGCUGAAGCCCCUGAUCGACAUAGCCCUGGAGAUUUCGCAGCUGCCAAAGUUCACCGGCCGCAAUGCUCCCACCGUGAUCACAUAAAUUACCUCACGCACUCAUCGCAAUCCUA
Molecule: messenger RNA, 1795 nt
Organism: Drosophila guanche
Lineage: Eukaryota; Metazoa; Arthropoda; Insecta; Diptera; Drosophilidae
Gene: Pgm1
Product: phosphoglucomutase
Exons: 4
Coding region: 85-1767 (560 amino acids)
Biological process (GO): carbohydrate metabolic process
Cellular component (GO): cytosol
Molecular function (GO): magnesium ion binding; phosphoglucomutase activity
Source: RefSeq, a predicted model, not a curated record